AUGGGAUGCAUAUACUCGAAGGCGAUUGCACGAUCGAUGAGCGUUAGAGACGAACUAAGUGAUCAUGGCUUCCGAAGCUCGGCAGUCGCUUGGGAAGAGUUACUCUCUUCCCAUAGUGGCACGGACCAGCUCUUUGCCUUGGUCCGCUCGGCAACACAGAGGCCAAGCGAUAUGACCCUACCAUCUGCACGUGAUCCUGAUGGAAAACGAGACUCUGGCACAUUUACUAGGUCAAGAAGCUAUGACCAGAUGACUAGAGAGUCCGGGCACAAGCUCGACUGGGAAUACAAGAGUCAGACGGGUUCUAGAAGCUUCCACACGGUGGAGGAAUACGAUGCCAUGCUCGAGAGGAUUCAGAAAUUCAGAACAAGGAGUGUACAACACUUUGAGGACUGCAAUUCACCCCAAGAUGUUGUUGGCGAUAAAAGUCGAACCCGAGAGCCACAUGGAAAUAAUUUUGAAGAUCUUGAGAGAGUUGUGCAAGUUGAUAGUAGCACGAGAGAAACGGGUUGGAAGAGGAAGGCCGCGGUUAAGGGGCUCACCCCACUCGAUGUGCCGUCUAUCGAGUUCCCAGCAGGCAUCGGGAGGAACGAGAGGCAGCUGGUUGAUGUGGAAGGAGAGCAAAUUUAUUCGGCCGAGACUUACGUGACUCCCAAAUUCGGGAGUUAUAAUGGAAGAGUUUAUUCUAGAAUGCAAGAAGGAGAUGGUACAGGGGAGAAUCCGGUUUUCAGUCGAGAACUGUUGGCAGCAUUUGAGGAUUGCAUGCAGCAGCUACAAGAAGAAGAAGAGAGCAUCAUUUGGCAAAUUGGUGCGGACUCGCUGGCCGAGGACGAAAACAGUAAGCAAAGUUCUCACGACAGAUAA
This is a messenger RNA of Striga hermonthica, 864 nucleotides long. Lineage: Eukaryota; Viridiplantae; Streptophyta; Magnoliopsida; Lamiales; Orobanchaceae. The record is from the annotation of a GenBank genome assembly.